UGCAUGAGCUCCCCAGAGCUGCCUGCUCUGGCUCUGUUUCCGUGUCCCGGGGCACCCAGCAGCACCCUGCAGAGUAAUCAAGCUCUGAGUGGCCUGGAGCACCCUGGAAAGCUCCCUGGGGAUGUGUACGGAGCUUAUUACAGGAGACCCUCUCCUGACUGGGGUCUGGGGUGCAGCCAGGAUGCAAACAGGGAGAGAAGGACGAAAACUGCAGGAGAAGUAAGAGCAGGUUGGUUCUGGAGACCUGCACGAGGGGUUAAGCAGUUCUCCCAGCCGCCGGGGAGCUUUCCCCUGGCUGCGAGGACACGGCGCUGGCAGCCUUCACCUUCUAUAUGCGGUGUUGGCGUGGGCUGGGGGACCAAUUCCCACCGCUGGGUCGCUGCAGGAAGCGCCGUGCCCCUGGCUGAGAGCACCACGCUCACCUUCCCCCCACGGAGAGCUGCCGGCACAGCAGGACAGGCCCGCCCCAGUCAUCCCAGUGGCAUCGCAGGGGUCUGCACUGGUUUGCAAGGGCUGGCACAGGGAGGAGAGGUGUCCUGGGGGUGUGCUGCGCCAGGGCUGGCGGGGAGCGCAGUGAGGGAGCUCCUGGGAAAGGCUCUCCCCGUGCUCCCGUUUGAACGUCGGUGGCUUUGGGCCGUGGAGGACAAAGCAGGUGGGCAACUGGUCAAAUUCGGCAGCGAAACUGGCCCCGUUAGAUCGCGCUGCGGUAACUGGAUAUUGCAGAACUGGCUUUCUUCUUCUAUUUCAGUCCCUGCAGGAAAUCCGUUGCCUCCUCUGCGUAUGGGAGGUGUUGCAGCUCCUUCUCACCAGGUUUUUCCUCCCUCUCUCCAGGAUCUGCUCGUUCCUAGCCAAAGCCUUUGCUCUGCUUGGUCUUGGAGCUUAGGGGAGCCCCAGGCUCCCAUCACCAAGUGAGCUCGGGCCAGGAAGGAGAAGGCUUUCGGAGCACUCGGUGUGGGGCAGGAGCUGCUGCCUGCGGGUCCGGGAGGGCUCAGGGGGCUGCAGAGCCCAGGGGGGCUGCGGGGACGAGCAGGAAACCUCCAGCCUGGGACAUCCCCAGACACCUUUGAAGGGCACCAUUGGGCAUCGCUGUGCAAGGCAGCAAGCCCCCAUGCCAUGAAACUCCCUCCAGGGACCUGGCUUCCCCUUCACCGAGGUGCUUCGGGAUGUCACCAAGCGUCCCUGCACCAUCCCGGCCCCGGGAGCAGGGCACACCUGGGUCAGAGGGGCCGCCAGCUCCGUGCUGGAGGCGGUGGCACCGCCUGCUCCCCGCAGACCCCAGGACAGGGAGAUGCUGGGAUCGGGACACCCCCAGGAUGGGGUCUGUCCCCGCUCCUGGGGGUCCGCAGCACUGCAGUGCUGCAGGGGCAGCUCUGUGGGGUCUGGUGCCUCGCUGCUGCCUGUUCAGGUCCGUGCCAGGGAGCCAAGAAAUUUCUUAACUAAACAAACAGCUCUCGUCCCAGAUGGCAUCUGUGCACACGCCAGGUACAAGCUGUCCCCACAGCUGCCCUGAUGAUGGCUGGGCCAGUUCUUUCCACCAAGCUGCCGUCCCAGAGGACCGGCACGGGGCUGGCAGAGCCGCAGCUGGGCUGUGGGGUCCCAGCUGGGGGGACAGCCCCGGCUGCACACCAGGGUCUCCGGGCUCUGAUUUGGGGUUUCAAGCACUGGGCGAAGCCACGGUGCUGUCCUGGUGCUGUGAGCUCGUAAAUGAAUUCCAGCUGCAUCUCCCAGAGGCAUUUCUUCCUGCUUUCCCUGAAGUCCUGAUGCCCCCUGGCAAAGAUGACACUUGCCCUGACACCCCCUCGCCACGGUGCUUCUGCAUCCCGCAGCCAGCAGCACUGCCCGAUCACCAGCAUUGCUGUGGUCAAGAUGAGGACACUCAGAUUAACCCCACAGACCUGAGCGUGUCCUGACCACAGCUCCCAGCCCUCUGCUUCCCCCGGACAGAAACUUUCAGGGCCACCAAAGCCGACCGAGCACCCAGGAAGAGCCGGGAGGAGCAGAACCUGCGUGCUCCCGGGCAGGGAACAGGGAGAAGGAGACUUAAAUCACCAAACCCAGCCACAGACCUUACAGAAGGAUCUUCCCCUGCACACCAAACCUGCCUGGUCCCGGUGUCAGGGGUUCACGUGCACCCAGCAUCGCUUUGUAACAUCGACUCAUCUCCGUCAGUGGGAGCGGAAUCCUGCCCCACUGCCCCGCUCUUGCUGCGGUGCUGUAACAACCUCUUGCUCCCGUGUCGGCAUCGCUCCAGGCACAUGAGGAGGUGAAUCCAGCGCCGUAAGAGAACCAGCAGGCUGGAGGGUGCUUGCACCCAGCAAAGCCUUGGGUUGCAGAAGCAGAGCAUUGCAAAGUGGUGCCGGUGGGAGACGCUGCCCAGCCCCGUCCACCAAGGGUGAAGGCGGCACCGGGACACCCGCUGAGUCCUGGCUGUGGUUGGCAGCAACGCACACGCUGCGCCCCGGGGAGGAUCGGUCGCUUGACAAAAGUACCAAAAGAAAAGGGGUUUUAAUGGACAAGAGACAAAUGAUCAAAUGGCCCUGAAACACGAAGGAAAAGAGGAAAAUCCUUUGGUGCCGGAGGUAGCCCGUAAGAAAAUAGCCCUCGAGCCUCGGGGUUGCAUCCUGCAUGCAGGGAGGACGUGGUCGCUGCCUGGAGGUCAGCGCUGGCGAGCCGAAAGCCGGACUGAGCCCCUGCUGCCCACAGAGCCCCGCGGGCACAGCAGGGGCAUCGCGCCGAGCACGCAGCACAGAGCCAAAGCUCGCUUGGAGGAGCGGGCAGGCAGCUGCAGACAAAACGAAAGCGCUGCUGUUUGCCAGCCUGCUAGGGAGCCAGCAGGCGUCCUGACUGGCCUGGGGACAGAGGAGGAAGCUCAGGAGGUCCGAGCACUGCUGCACGGCUUCUUCGUGUGCACGGGGAAGGGGUGCCAGCUGCAGCGACACUGCCGUGCCCAACACGUCCUUCCCUGAGAGCGCCCUGUAGGAAGCUUUUCCAUUCUCUGAUGCCUUUGGACACCAGAAGACACGUUGCAGAUAAACGCCACAUCCCAGUUCCCUUGGUUUUCUUCAGGGAGCUCAAACCUGCAAAAUCCUGGCCUGGGGAGCCCAAUUUCAGAGAGCCCAGGGCUGGGUGUGACUGCUGGGUGGGCAGCAUCACCAUCACCGGUGUCACCGUGCAGCGACGAUGCCCUGGGGAGCUGCAGCAGGAGCUCGGUACACCCGGGUGCUGCAGGCUCUGCCUGCACGGGGGGCACUUGCACACCAAACCCCCCCGGGAGCCAGGACCUCGUCUGGGAUCAGCGGCCUCUUGCAAAGCAGGGCCAUGGGCUGCAGCGCGUGAGCAGCGCUGGGAAAUCACUCGGGUGAGACGAGGAGACUCUGGCCCAUAUUCAGGGUUAAACCAGCCCGAUUUGGGGCAGGUCGCUUAGCUGGCCUCAUGCUCCCCUCUGGCAUCCCCAUUGCCUCCUGGGGACCCCGUGCGAUGCCCUCCCCAGGUUCCUAUCACAAACCGCCCACGCCUCCCUUCACCCCAUUGUCAUUUCUCACCCCGAGCAGUGCUGGGGCUGGGGCUCUGCCUUCCCCAUCUCCCCCAGAGCCUCCAGCCCUUCGCUGGCCCCAUACAAAUGGGCUGAAAGCCACCAGCGGCGGUUUAGGAAAAGACGGCGCCUGUUGCGUUUCGGGGCAGCUCCUCCCUCGUGGGCUCCCAGAGCUUCCCGAGCCGGGCUGUGCGAGAGCAGCCGAGUUUGUGACGGUGAGUCCGGGGUGGCGAGGCUGGAGGUCGGGGACCCUGCCCCUGUAACACCUCCGUGUUUCUCUGUUGUUAGGAAACCAGACUGGCCGAGAAGAAGCAGGAAGC
Messenger RNA from Cygnus olor (mute swan), 3852 nucleotides. RefSeq lists its product as uncharacterized. The record is from RefSeq and is a predicted model, not a curated record. The transcript has 2 exons. The coding region runs from base 4 to 912 and encodes 302 amino acids. Lineage: Eukaryota; Metazoa; Chordata; Aves; Anseriformes; Anatidae.